GGUUGGAGUGUUGUUCUGGCUCACUCCCUUAGGCGUGGAUCUGGUCUUCGAUUUGAGACAAAAUUUUGACUUCAAAAUCAAAAUAUAAUAGUCAAGUCACCGCCCUGAACACACUUUGCGGAUACAGUAUGAGUUGAGUAUUCUCCUGGACUCGGAGUUGAAAAAGCGUGGUUAGAAAUUAAUUUGAGAUUUGUAAACAUGUCCAAAUUGUCUUUUUUGUUAAAAAAAAGGCACAGUCUCCGGAAAGAAUUUCUUCAGGAUGCAGGCGCGAACAACGCCCUCUAGGAAGCGGGUAUAAGAGAAAGGGAGGUUGGGCUUGGUUUCAGUUCUUGCUGCGGACAGACGUGGGUUGAGUGUAACCGCGAUUUCUUUUACACAAGUACGCAUCUCUGACAACUAGUAAAUCGUGUUGAGGUCGUACGAUUCGUUGUUUUCCGGAACCUGGGCUGCUGCAGUUUGGGAGGAACCCCCGAUGACUUGCCGUGCUCUUCACUAAAACUAGUCCACUUAUUUGUUUUCAGUUUUUUUUGUUUGUCCUGUAAUUUUUUUAAAAAAGCCUUCCUUUGUGCAAAUUGAGCAAAAAGAAAUCACCCCAUGGAUCGAAAGUACAGCGCUCGCGAGGGGGGAGCGCCAACCGCAACUGGCGGGACCCCUGAUGAACCAGGCGCUCCAAGUCUGGCCGCCACCGAGAUGAUGACUUUGUUAACUCGCUUCGGCAAAACACUUCUGUGGCUCAUGUUGAUCUAUCUAACCGGUUACUUCGGGCUGAGUGUGAGCUUUUUGGUUUUCGGACUGAUGCUAUGGAUGGGCUGGAAAAUGCGGAGAGAGAGCAAACAGAACAAACUGAGGGACGCCUUCUACCUUCUGGAAAACGAAGAAAACGUCACCAGAAAGAGGACAAACAAAAGCCUGCCAGCUUGGAUUAACUUCCAGGAUCUUGAGCGUGCAGACUGGUUAAACAAGGUUCUACAGCAAGCAUGGCCAUUUGUUGGUCAGUACCUGGAGAAGCUGUUGGUGAACUCCAUUGCUCCCAUUAUUCGGAGUUCAAACAACCAUCUGCAAACCUUUGCCUUCACAAAAGUCAGCUUUGGAGUGAAGCCUCUGAAGAUUCAUGGAGUACAGGUGCAUACAGGUACAGAUAAAAGGCAGGUCACACUUGAUCUGCAUAUCAGUUACAUUGGUGACUGUGAAAUCAAUGUUGAAGUGAAGAAGUAUUUCUGCAAAGCUGGAGUGAAUGGUAUCCAGCUUCAUGGGAUGCUUCGUGUGAUCCUUGAACCAUUGAUUGGACAGAUGCCAUUAGUUGGAGCAGUGACUUUGUUUUUUGUCCGCCGCCCAGUACUUGACAUAAACUGGACAGGACUCACCAACCUGUUGGAUAUUCCGGGACUGAGCUCAAAGUCCGACACAGUACUUAUGGACACCAUUGCUUCUUUCCUGGUUUUGCCAAACCGAAUCACCUGCCCUCUAGUUGGAGAUCUUCAUGUGGCUGAACUUCGUUCUCCCCUGCCUCGGGGAAUAGUACGGAUUUAUCUAAUUGAAGCAGCAAGCCUGGAAUCAAAGGACACCUAUGUUAAGGGAUUCAUCAAAGGAAAGUCUGAUCCAUAUGCAAUUGUGCGAGUGGGCACACAGGCAUUCAUGAGCAAGACCAUCAGUGAAACUGUGAAUCCCAAGUGGAAUGAAAUGUAUGAGGUGAUUGUCCAUGAAGUUCCUGGUCAGCUGUUGGAAAUUGAGAUGUUUGAUAAAGACCCAGAUCAGGACGAUUUCCUGGGCAGAAUGCAGCUGGACCUUGGAGAAGUGAUGAAAAAUCAAACAGUGGAAGAGUGGUUCACGCUCAAAGAUGUUGAGAGGGGGAAAGUUCGUCUGAAACUGGAGUGGCUAUCCCUGUACUCGGACCCAGCAAAACUGGAGCAGGCACUGAUGGUUAAUAAUGCCAUUGCUGUGCAGAACAGCGAGGAACCCUCUGCUGCUAUCAUGGUUGUCUACGUGGACCAAGCACAGGACCUCCCGCUAAAGCAAGGAACCAGGGAACCGAAUGCACUGGUACAGGUCUCAUUAUUGGACAAAACCUUCGAGAGCAGGACGGUGUAUAAUACAAAUGCCCCAGUUUGGGAGGACGCCUUUACGUUUUUUGUUCAAAAUCCAAAUCAACAAGACCUUGAUAUACAGGUUAAAGAUGAUGACCGUCAAUUUAGCCUGGGAUCACUAUCCAUACCUUUAUCACAGUUGCUGGUGAGCCCAGAUAUGAGCUUUGACCAGUGGUUUCCACUAGAACAUUCUGGGCGUCAUAGCCAAAUCUACCUGAAAAUCAUAAUGCGGGUCCUGAUUGCCGACACAGUUGACCUGGAGAAGCUGCCUAGGACACGGAAAUCCACCCUGGAAAAAAACAUAGGAUCAGCCAAGUCUGACAAGAUGAAUGUGACUGCAGCUAAGUUAGUGGAAGCUGCAGGAGUGGGGAGCCUGAUCCAAGCUCCCUUACCAACUGAAAGCAGUGCCCCAAGUAGUGUGGGGACUGAGGGAGUGAUACGAAUUCACCUGUUAGAAGCUGAGAACCUAAUUGCAAAGGACAAUUUCAUGAAAGGGAUCAUGAAAGGGAAAUCAGAUCCCUAUGUCAAAGUGCGAGCAGGUGCCCAAAGCUUUCGGAGCAAAACAAUUAAAGAAAACCUUAAUCCCAAGUGGCAUGAGAUGUAUGAGGUCAUUGUAAAUCACGUUCCAGGUCAGGAGCUAGAGUUUGAGCUCUUUGAUAAGGAUGUUGACAAAGAUGAUUUCCUUGGAAGAUUAAAGAUCAGCUACAAGGACAUCAUGAACAGUAAAAUUAAGGAUGAGUGGUUCAUGCUAAACGAUGUCAAAUCAGGAAAACUUCAUCUCAAGUUAGAAUGGUUGCCCCCAGGCAUGGAUGCACUCCUCCUAGAUCAGGUGCUUCAGGCAAACAGGACCAUCUUCACACAGAAUGAAUUGGAACCAUCUGCUGCCAUCUUGACCGUCUACCUGGACAGGGCACACGAUCUUCCUAUGAAGAAAGGGAAGAAGCACCCCAGUCCAGUGGUUCACAUCACUGUCAAUGGCACUUCAUAUAAAAGUCAGAUUAUUAAUAGCACAGAACUACCCAUUUGGGAGGAAUCAUUUUCAUUCCUUGUUGGGAAUCCAAAUUUGGAACGUAUGGAGCUUCAGGUUAAAGAUGACAGUCAUGUCCUGGGGACUCUGACACUCCCACUCUGCCAACUGCUGACCAGCAAGAAUCUGACUUUAGACAAAUGGUUUAAGUUAGAGAAUUCAGGACCCAGUAGUCAAAUCAUGUUGAAAGUCAUGCUGGGGAUCCUAGUUUCUGAGCAUUCCAGGGAACUUUUCUCAAUUCAAUCUAUGGCACAGGACCCAGCUAGCUGUGAGGUGGAGAAUGUGUCAUUCUUGCCUUCAGCUAGUGAUGAGAGUGAAUUGAAACCUGUUUCGUCACUAGCAAAUGAUCCCAGUAACCAUUCAGUUUCCGACAACAGCGUUCCAAACAGUGAAUCGGUGUCAUCUGAACUGGAUCUGCGACAGAGAAUGCAUCGCAAAAUGGAUAUUUUAGAGUCACCACAGAUCAAGCUGACACUGCAGUACCAUGUGCAGCAAGGAAAACUGCUCCUUGUGGUGCAUUCCUGCAGGAAUCUGAAGCUUCAUUCCAAGGAGAUCCCUGAUCCCUAUGUGUCUCUCAUUCUGCUCCCUGACAAAAAUCGAGUGACAAAGAGGAAGACCAGUAUAAAAAAGAAAACAAUCAAUCCGGAUUAUAAUGACAAAUUUGAGUUUGAAAUAUCAUUGGAGGAAGCACAGAAAAGAAAGCUGGAGCUCACGGUGAAGAACAGUGUUUCCUUCAUGUCCAGAGAGAUUGGAAAGCUCCAUUUUGAUCUGUCACCACUAGACUUGACUCAGGAGAUAACACAAUGGUUCGAUUUGAAGGAAGAAUAGAGUGAUUCUGCAAUAAGGCAUAGCAACAAGUUUAUUAAACCCAAUAAUGAGUUUGUUUUUGGUUUAUGCCAACUUUUUUAAUGGUUUUAUCUCAAUUGAAGUAUUUUAUACCACUUAAAGUAUUAUGUAACAUUUUUAAUGGCAUCUUGUAUUCACUUACUGUUUUUAUUUGCUUUAAUUCAUCAAGCACGUUCCAGAGACUGCCUUCAGCAUAUCGAGAAAGCCAUAUUGUCUGCAGCAUUAGUCGCUUCCUGUGGUUAUCUAAACAUCAGUGGGGGAGGGAGAGAUGUUCUUGGAAAUUGUGAUGCUUUUUCCAAGUCUAGAACAGAUCUAACUCAGACAUCAUAAUGCAGUGGAAAUCUAUUUAGUGUCUUGUGUGAAAAGUUCAGGAAGCGUAAAUGCAGUUCCAUCUACCAUUUAACAUAUUAUUGCAAUCUUAAUGAAAACCUUAUAAGGAUUGCUAGUACGGAAAAUAUAACUUUUUCAGACCUAAACAGAGGGUGUAUAGAAAAUGGAACCGAGGCAGUAGUGAAUUUAGUGUUACAAUUGGCUAUUACACAACUUGGAUCAAUCGCAGUAUACUGUUCCAAGGGUAUGAAAGCAGUCAUGUCUGCCAGCAGACAGCUUCCCAAUAUUUAAGAAAUUAAUCCAAAAAACUAAUUUCUACAUCAUGGAACUUAAAGAACUGCACAUAUUUGAAUCCUGGAGUUUACCAUCAUCUUUGUUUCUUGUGGCAUCUGACACAACAAUAGUGCAGGCAGCAGUGCAGACACCAGUAUUUCAGCAGCAACCCCUCACACAAAUGGCACGUUACCAUCACACUCUUCAGCAGCACCCCAACAGGAGUUAUAUCCCCUCCUGCCCUGUGCUGCCAAAACACAGACCUGCCCCUUGACCCCCUCUCUCACCCCACCCCCUGAGUUAGAAUAUUGGGCCUUGCUUAGUUAAUGGAUCAAUUUCCAUUUGGAAUGAGAUGUUGAGCACUAUAUCGGAACUAGGUUUGCUGUGAACAAGCCUCUCAAAAAAAAAAAUAGAAAUUGCUUGUGUCUGCUUUGGGUCUCAGACUUAAUGCAGCAUAUUGGACACUGGGCCUCAUUGACAUUUUAUGUGCCACAGCACCAAAAAUUUGCAGGCACCUCACACUGCAGGUGACGAAUAUUAGGACAUCUACGCUGCCCAGAGUGACCCCGAGUGUGCCAUGGGAAAGAUAUUACACUCACUCCAUCUGGAUCCAGACAUGUAAAAAUAAGCCAUAUCUAUCUUUUCCACCGGGGCCACUCAGGAAUUGAGUGGUGUGUACUCCGCAUCUGUUUUAGGCAGCUGCCCAGAACCCCAGAAAAGCAGUCUACGUAAAUAUGGUACAACAUGUCCUCUAACCUUUAUUCCACAGUACACCGCUGCUUUAAGCGUGUGGGCCUUUUUCAACUUCUUUGUGGCAUACCCUUCAAGGAGCAUCUUGCAAGGGUGUUGCCCCCUACCAGCCCAGAUGUAUUACUGUUACCCUUUUUUUAAACCCUUGCUGGGACUUUCUACUGCAGUUAAUACAAAGAUAUUUAAGGGUUUUAGUGACAACACAUCCAAAAAUAUGGCUUACCAAUGCUUUGGGCAAAAGCUAGUAGUGUGAACAGCUUUGCAAUAGAGUAGACUGAGGAAAAAAUAAGCUGAGGUGAGUUAAAACUGGGAAAACUUGCUCCAUUGGAAUGUUUGUUGUGCAAGCUGAAAGUGCAAUUAGGCACAGCAACAAGUUCCAUAUUAGAAUGAGGGAAAGCCAUGGGUAGAACUAGGAGUACUGCCUGACUCAUAGCUUGACUCCAUGGUGAAUAAAACGGAACUGGUUUCAGAGAUCAACGUGGAUUGCUUGGAGCAAUUCUGAGAUACCUUUUAUAACCAAAUUGUUCAUAUUUUGGAGUUUUGCAUAAAUCAUAUAUGCACAAACGUUUUAUGAUAUAUACCAGGUUUUUCAGUUGAAUCUUUGUCAUUAUCUUUGAGAAAGCCUUAGCCUUUAUAUACUCUGUUGUUUAAAAUAUAUUAUGUAUUCAUGCAGCAAAAUCAAUCAAGACCAGGUGUAACUUUACUCUGUUCACAUUUCACUCUGCAUCCAGGAUUUUCAUUCAGGUUUUAGAUUUUGUUUGUUUGAAAGCUGGAAUAGGUUUUACCUGAAGAUUAAUAGUAGGGCAACACAAGAAACUGCGGAAAAACUCAGCUGGUCUGGCAGCAUCUGUACAGAGAAAUAGAGUUGAUGUUUCGGGUCCAGUGAUCCUCCAUCAUAAUGGUAAGGCAACCACUGAUGUUUGUCUUUUGGUUGUGCCAUCUAUAGACCUUGUAUAAGUCUUUAGAUUUCUUUUGAUCUGCUGGUUUCUCCUCCAGUUCCAGGUCCAUGAUCAAUUAAUGAAGUAUUACUCCUCAAAACCAAGACCAAUGCUGUAAAGUAGACUGCCAAGUGUUGAUGGCAGCAUUUUGGAAACUGUUUAUGAAAUAAAUGGAGUAUCACUCUGGAAAGGGAAAAUCUUUCAAUACAAAAUACUUUACAAAGCCAGUUUUGGUAAGGGUUAUUAAAUAGCAAAUAUUCCAAUCUGUGCAAAUCCAAAAGGAGCCUGUAAAAGCCCAAUUAGUCUUCUGACUGGAAAAGAUCCACUGAGCUGCUGUACUCGAGGGACCUGUAUCUGACCAGUUGCCACAGAUUUGAGUGGGACACUCUGGGAUGUCCUGUGGCUGUGAAAGGUACUAUAUAAACGAAAAUUCUGUCCUUGUAUUCUAACAUUCAGCCUGGGUUGUGCUGUUCCUAUUUGGAUUUUUUAAUUUGCCAAUUUGAUAAUCAGCUCUGUAAGGAUUUGUCUUUGUACGUUUCUAUUGAAAUUAAUGUUGUACAACUUUUGAGAUGCAGAAUUUGGAUUUUUUUUCCUGUUGAAAAUUUCUUUAUUAAAAAGCCUUAAAAGACUACAUAAUAAUAUUUGAUAAACUGUCAAGAGUGAUCAAUAUACAUCUAAAGACAUGAUUAGGCAAAAUUAAUGUCAACUAUUGAUACUCAACUUUAGUGUUCACACCUAAGGUUUCUUUUUUAAAGGUGGAGUUAAACUUUGUACCUGAAGCUAUAUUUGAAAGUUUACAUCCAGACAGUCCGUUUUAAAGUCACCAAAUAACGGCACAUUUCUCUGCUGUGAGCAGGAUUCGAAUGUGCCGGUGGAAACCCCGUUGGAUUUUGAGUCCAACACCAUAAGCUCUUGGCCAUCAGAGUCCAGGUUUCUCUCUGGAACAGAGUUAGUGCAAUUUGAUGAUCUCAUUCUGGUUCCUGCUUUUUUUUCUUUUAAUUCAGAAUGUGAGUGUUGCUAGCUAGGCCACCACUUAUUGCUCAUCCUUCAUUAACUUUUUGAGGAGACUGUGAGGUGCUUUCUUGAACCACUGCAGUCCUUGUGGAGAUAUUGUGCAGUUAGAGAGGGAGUUCCAGGAUUUUUGACCCAGCAACACUGGUGAUAUAUUUCCAAGUCAGGAUGGUGUGUGGCUUGGAGGGGAACUUGCAGAUAGUGUAUCUGCUGCCCUUGUCCUUGAGCUUACUGCUCCUCCUCUUUGGCUUUUACCACGUACAGCAGUCCUGUUGUCUCCUGUCUGACAUACAAUCAGCUAUUUAUAAUUUAAAUUCUUCAAUAUCUAGACCUUUUCUUUCAUAUGAAUUAUGUAGCCAUUAUUUUGUCUGUUACAAGAUAGAUAAAACAGAUAUUUUCAACUAAAAUUGCAUUUAUUAAAGAAAAAUAUAACUAGCAUAAAAUAAACUGCUACUUUUGCUAAAUGUAUAGAUUCACAUUAGCACAUUGUGAUCUACGUAUUCAAGUGCUCAAAUCACAAUAAAUUUAGAUUGAUAAAGUGGAAUAUUCCUGCAUGUACAUGUAUUGUAUUGCAUCGCUAUGUAAUAAAAGGAGUGAAAAUCCAUAUAUAUUCAA
Molecule: messenger RNA, 7874 nt
Organism: Stegostoma tigrinum
Lineage: Eukaryota; Metazoa; Chordata; Chondrichthyes; Orectolobiformes; Stegostomatidae
Gene: esyt1a
Product: extended synaptotagmin-like protein 1a
Exons: 31
Coding region: 595-3939 (1114 amino acids)
Biological process (GO): lipid transport
Molecular function (GO): lipid binding
Source: RefSeq, a predicted model, not a curated record